AUGUCCUCUCAUCACUCUCAUUCCUUCUCAAUCCCUCUCAUUCCUAUUCAUUCCCUCUCAUUCCUUUUCAUUCUCUCUCAUUCCCUCACAUCCGCUCUCAUUCCCUCUCAUCAUCUCUCAUUCCCUCUCAUUCCCUCUCAUUCACUUUCAUCCUCUUUCAGCCCCACUCUUUCCCUCUCAUCCACUCUCAUACACUCUCAACGCCUCUCAUCCAAUCUCACACACUAUUAUUCCCUCUCAUCCCCUCUCAUCCCCUCUCAUACCCUCUUAUCCACUCUCAUUCACUCUCAUUCACUCUCAUACCCUCCCAUCCACUAUCAUAUACACUCUCGUCCACUCUCAUCCCCUCUCAUUCACUUUGAUCGCCUUUCAUCCCCUCUCAUUCCCCCUCAUAACCUAUCAUAUACACUCUCAUCCCUCCACAUACUCUCUUACUCAUUCCGUCUCAUCCCCUCUCAUCCCCUCUUAUACACUAUCAUACACUCUCAUACCCUUCCAUCCACUAUCAUAUACACUCUCAUCCCCUCUCAUACUCUCCCAUACCCACUCAUCCAGUCUCAUCCCUCCUCAUACACUCAUACACUCUCAUCCCCUCUCAUCCCCUCUCAUCCCCUCGUAUGCACUCUCAUACUCUCUCAUUCACUCUCAUACCCUCCCAUCCACUAUAAUAUAUUCUCUCAUCCCCUCUCAUACUCUCCCAUACACAUUCAUCCAGUCUCAUCCCUCCUCAUAAACUCUCAAACACUCUCAUCCCCUCUCUUACACUCUCACACCCUAUCAUCCCCUCUCAUCCCCUCUUAUACACUCUCAUUCACUCUCAUACCCUCCCAUCCACUAUCAUGCACACUCUCAUUCACUCUCGUUCCCUUUCAUCCCCUCUCACUCACUCUCAUUCCCUCUCAUCCCCUCUCAUCCCCUCUCAUCCCCUCUCAUCCCCUCUCAUUCACUCUCAUACACUCUCUUACACACUCCCAUCCCUCCUCAGCCACUCUCAUACACUCUUAUACACUUUUAUUCACUCUCAUCCCCACUCAUCCACUAUCGUAUACCCUCUCAUCCCCUCAUCCCCUUUCAUCCCCUCUCAUACACUCUGAAGCACUCUCAUCCCUUCUCAACCCGUCUCAUCCAUUCUCAUCCCCUCUCAACCCCUCUCAUUCACUCUCAUACACUCUCAUCCCCUCGCAUACACUCUCAUAG
Molecule: messenger RNA, 1197 nt
Organism: Closterium sp. Yama58-4
Lineage: Eukaryota; Viridiplantae; Streptophyta; Zygnematophyceae; Desmidiales; Closteriaceae
Source: the annotation of a GenBank genome assembly